CAAUCUUCCGCAUGCCAUCAUGGCUCCGACUAACGGUUCUCCAGACCCUGAUCUCGACGAGGGUUUCUUUGAUUCCAUGUUCACUUCCCUAGCUGCCCCGCUCGCUGGAUCAAAGCGAGAUGCGGCCGUCAUGAGCGGUGAUGACGCCCAAAGCCAAUCGCUGUCCCAGGCGACGGCUACGGGCCAGAGGGAGUACCCAGCUGAACACGUCAAUCCACAAGUUUUGUGUUGCAGUCACUGCCCGGAAGUGCGCCCGUCUAAGCGCAGGGCUUCAGCGCACAAGGUUGGCGAGUUUCACAAUCUGACGGCAGAGUCGCACCCACCCAUUGGCACAGACCAGCAGUUCCCAGACGACUGCUUCGAGAAAUUCUGCCAGGAGUGCAACUUCGAUGCUACUUGUCCGCCGGACUGCGAGCUGGCGUGUCCUGGCGAAGACGUCUGUGAUGCUGUCUGCACGCCGGACGAUGCCUGCUUCGAUCCUCACUGCUCACAGAGUCCCAAGCAAUGCUCAGACGGCUGUGUCGACCCUGAGUGUACCAAGCUGUCAUGUCCGGACCAACCGUGCUUCUGCCAGAAGUGCGAUGCUCAGCCUUGUCCUUUAGGUGAUCCGAACAACGACUGUCACUUCGCACACUCAGCGCCUACUGGUGCUGGUACCAUAUACUGCUACGACAACGCACCUUGUCACUUCCAAGAGCAGUACCUGGGCCACACCGGUUCGCUUGCAGCAUACGAGACCUACCCGUGCUUCUCUCAAGCCCACACACAUCUCACCGGAGACAGUGCCUCAACACACGCCUCUACCGCGCCUACACCUCUGCUAUCGCCCAGCAACUACACCUCACUUGAGAGUGCUUUCACCAGCGAACCUUCUCCAGCACCUGGGCAGGCUGCCUUCGCUAACAACUGCUUCCUCAACAUUAGUGGAGAUCACUGCCACAUCGGCAACUCCUGCUGUCAUGGACCAAGCAGAGCAUGUGGAGACCGCCCUUCGGCGUCUCAGCAAAACCUCGACUUGUGGAACACCUCUAUAUCUCAGGGCAAUGGACUGUCGAAUGGCUUCAUGAACUUUGGCCUCCAUAGUCAUCCCACCUCACCGGUAACGAUGAGUGGAAUGUCGAACAGAGACAUGUUCAACAACCAGUUCGACAACUCGAUGAUGGGCUUUAGCAACAACACUUGGAUGCUCCCUGACUCCUCUUUCGGAAACAACUUUCCCAACGGCAUGGGUGCUAGCAAACUGGACUUCCUAGCCUCGGCCAUCCAAAACGAGAUAAUGAGUCCCAUGAACUCUCUCACCACCACACCCUUAAUAGACACUACCUCAAUCCUCGACACUCCAACACACUCCAGCACACCAUCAGGCGACUCAAACUGCGUCUGCAAAUGGCAACACGCCCCCGCCCUCCUCUGUCUCGCCGUCUUCCCCUCCGCCUCCGCCCUGCACAAGCACAUCAAAACCGCACACGUGGACAACUGCACAUCCUGCUACUGCCAGUGGGAAGGCUGCGACGCGUCCGCCAAAGACUUCAAGCAGCGCUCCAAGCUCUCGCGUCACUUGCUCGGACACGCAGGCUACCGGCCCUACGCAUGCAGCUACGCAGGCUGCGACAAGACGUUCGCCACGAACCAAGCAAAGGAUAACCAUGAGCGUACGCAUACGGGAGAAAGACCGUAUGUGUGUGAUCGAUGCGGGUAUACGACGACGACGCAUACGCAGUUACAGACGCAUAUUAGUGCGUUGCACGAGGGAAAGAAACCACAUAAAUGCCGGUUUUGUGAGUUUACCUGUGCGGAUAGCAGUAAUUUAAGUAAGCAUGAGAGGACGCAUCAGACUCUGCGCCCGUACCGCUGCCCUCACACCAACUGCACAUUCAAGCCCGACUGCCGCUGGGAGAAUCUCAAGCGGCAUCUACGCCGCUCCGGUCAUUGUCCGGAGCUGCUGGUCGAGGCAAGCGAGGAGUACAAGUCGUACAGAGAGAGCGUACGAAGAGAGAUUGAUGAGUGGCAUAAGAGGAAUGGGGAUGAAGGUACAGGGAAGAUGAGUCGAAAGAAGGGCAGAGGUUCAGUCGGCUAGCUUCCAUGCAUUUUGAAUCGGGUUGAGGAUGGAGAUUCUUGCUUUGGCAAUAUUGCAGCAUUACUUGCUUGUCUAGAGCAUCUUCAAGAAAAGUAGACGAUACCAUUGAUAUAUAGCAUCAUCAGAACAACGAACAUAUGAUAGCGAUCAGC
Molecule: messenger RNA, 2229 nt
Organism: Macroventuria anomochaeta
Lineage: Eukaryota; Fungi; Ascomycota; Dothideomycetes; Pleosporales; Didymellaceae
Product: zinc finger protein
Exons: 2
Coding region: 20-2077 (685 amino acids)
Source: RefSeq, a predicted model, not a curated record